AUGGCAUCAGUGCAGCCUGCUCCGUUGGAGCAAGUCCUUCACCAACUCGUCAAUAACCUGGCCGAACUGACCAGAAUCCUGUCUGGUCAGGAAAGUUCUGAACACGCACAGAACAAGCAACUGGUCGCACAGAAUUCUCCAGAAACUAAGAGCGAUGUGGGAAUGUCCACACAAUUACCACUCGAGGUGGAAACAAUUUUGUGUGUAACGCCAGUCGCCGCCUCUGACCUAAUAGAAGCAGUCGUUCCAGUAGAAGGCUCAUCGGACGCAACACGAGGUGUCCAUGAGAGUACUACAGCAUCUGAACCGCCGCUAGAGAUCGCGCCACUGCAAUGUGGAGCGCCAGCUACCAAUCCUGAUAUCUCGACAGAGGCUGUUCCAGCGAAUGUCUCAACUGACAGACCGCCAGACACUUCUGAGAAUACCGCAACGCCUGCGCCACCACAGCUCGAUGAUUCUAACCACCCCGAAGAUGUCGUUACAGUAACGGGCGCUCCAUCAGAAGACUCUGGGAGUCCUGUAGUGUCUGAGCUACCACAACCCGAUGCUAUAGUUCGCUUACCAAGAGAUCUGGAUGAGUGGUUCGUCAGCCCUCUUCCUACCGGCAUUCGCAUGAAGAUAUUUCAAGCUGCCGGUACUUCAUUUCUCAUGAGUCAUCCUUUGUUUGGUUUCAUGACAUUGAAACUGAACUUGGAGAAAGCUGGUGCUUCGACAUCGAUUCUCGAGGAAUUCACGGAAGAUCCCCUCCGCAUAGGCCUCUGGGAACAGUAUAUUGAAAUCGCAUAUACACAAUACACGUACUACGUCAGAACUAAGUUCCAGUUGGUCGAACUUCCAGCCCUGGAAGGAAAAGAUGCGCGUGAGCUCUAUAUAUGCGUUAGAUCAAGGAUCCGUAGCUUUUGUCAGUCAAACUUCAAAACCAUCCGUCAUGGAACGCGCGAGCUUUUCGUCCCGGAUAUGCAUGAAAUCCAGGACACGCAUCGGCUGGACGAAUUGAUGUUCGAUCGGUCAUUGCAGGUAUCCAAAAGAUACUUUUCAUUGCUUCAAUUCCUCAAGCUUGCCUCGAAUUCUCUGGAAGAAACAGCGUCCAACUUCGAAGCAAAUCACAGGCACUUCCUCGAAGCAGUGUCCUCUGCUACUCAAAUCAUACGUGACGACGAAUUGAAUGGCGUGAAAGAAAGCUGGAAAUACGUCGCCGAGUCCAUCAGUGCGUCAACUAAAAGGCUUCAGGGUCGUGUCAAUCAGCAAAUAGAAGACCUCAAGGUGCAUCAAGAAAGCAUGUUUAACGCAACAUCUUUGCGGGAGACCAACAACGGCAUGGCGUUGAACAGAUCUGUUUACGUGCUUACUGCCUUUACGAUUUUGUACACCCCCAUUGGGUUCAUGGCGACGUUUUGGGCGCUUCCAUUUCUGAACAGUCCCUCCGAUGGUGGAAAGCCAAAGGUACCCGACGGAUUCCAGGAAAGCUUUAUCACAGUACCCAUUCUCACAUACUUCAUUGCCUUUGUUUCCUGUCUCUACCUCGGCUCUUCACGGUUUCGCAAAAUUUCAACCCAAAUUGUCCUAGGGUAUCGGGCGUACCUGUUUGAUCUCUUUGGCCCUGUCAAGUACAUCUGGGAUGUUCUCUUAAAGUUCACCGAACCCUUCCGAGUUGCAAUUCGAGAAAUCCAUCGGCAAAGGGCGACGGUUAGCUUCAGCCCAACCCGAGCUCGAACAUGGACUCAAGGUAUCACAGGAGCGAGUGGGGACACGAACCAGACGCAGCAACGAACCGAAGGGGUCUGA
This is a messenger RNA of Colletotrichum costaricense, 1785 nucleotides long. RefSeq lists its product as uncharacterized. The transcript is spliced from 4 exons. The record is from RefSeq and is a predicted model, not a curated record. NCBI's taxonomy places the organism in Eukaryota, Fungi, Ascomycota, Sordariomycetes, Glomerellales, Glomerellaceae. The coding region runs from base 1 to 1785 and encodes 594 amino acids.